GUUUUACGACUAAGCAAACAACACCUGAUGACUGCUCAUUUUAUCUGUAUUUUUCUAAAGAUAGUUUCAGACUUUCACAUGACAUGUAUGUAUAGAACACACCGCCCACCUCUCGGACGUUAGGGCGCACAACGGAAGUGAGCGGGUUGUCUCAAACAGAUCAGACACGACAUGGCGUGUUUGCUAGCGAGCAGUAGCAACAUAGGCUCAACAAUGUUUUUUUUAACACGGCAAAGAAAUCAACGCUCGUGGAUAUGCUGCUUGUUUCUGGUGAUUUAUUUAACGUCGCUACCCGUUUCGGCAAAGCGGGACGGCCUCAGAGAAGUGACUGACGGAACCUGGGAGGAAAUCCUGACAGGAGAAUGGAUGAUUGAAUUCUACGCACCCUGGUGUCCAGCAUGCCAGCAGCUCCAGCCGGCGUGGAAGGAGUUCGCGGACUGGGGAGAGGACAUGGGGGUCAACAUAGCCAAGGUGGACGUCACCGAACAACCCGGUCUGAGUGGGCGAUUCAUCAUUACUUCACUUCCUACUAUUUACCACUGUAAGGACGGCGUCUUCAGGAAGUACCAGGGAGCUCGCACUAAAGACGACUUCCUCAGCUUUGUCGAUGAGCAGAAAUGGAGAGCAGUCGAGCCAAUUUCCUCUUGGUUCGGGCCAUCUUCAUUUCUAAUGAAUUCAAUGUCUGCUUUGUUCAAGCUCUCCAUGUUUAUCCGGCGUUGUCAUAACUACAUGACAGAGCAGCUGGGGAUUCCUGUUUGGGGGUCUUAUGUUAUCUUUGGCUUGGCCACCCUGUUCUCUGGCCUUGCAUUGGGACUGUUACUGGUGUUCAUAGCAGAUUUUGCCUUCCCCUCACGACGCUUCUCUUCUUCAGAUUACUACCAGAAAAAACAGACCAUGGAGCAGGCGAGGUUAAUCCAACGGCAAGAGGACGAACACGAGGCUGACGGCGAGGAAGACGACGACGAAGAGGAAGAAGAGGACGAUCAGGAUGACGUCUGGAGGAGGAGGAGGAGAGGGUCCCCAGAGGGCCACCCAGAACCUAGGGGACAGGGUUUCUCUGAUGAAGCUCUGAGGAAGAGGGUGGUGGCCAACCGCGAGGAGGUCGACGACGACGACGAGGAGGACGCCUAAAGAGUCCCACGGUUCCUACUCCUUUUUAGAGAAGAGCGUCAUGGCGUCGGCCGAGUCGGAGGAGCUUUGGUCCCGAGCUGCAGUGUUUACAGCUAACCUCCCCUUCUCCUCCUCCUCCUCCUCCUCCUCCUCCUCCUCCUCCAGGCCCCCAGAAACGCCUCGCUUCUAUUCUUCUCCCUCCCUUGUUUUUUAACGGGAGCGCUUGAGACUCUCUCUGUCUGAGCAGCAGGCUCCACCUGGAAAAAAAAAAGAAAAAAGAAAAAACACUGCUGACACCUGUUUCCACUUGUGGAGACAAAUCGCCUGGCUGAGGUUUAGGUAUGAAGUGCAGUAGAGCUGGAUUUUGCAACAUUGUUUAUGCUAUGCAUCGUUAUUUUUUUUUUUAAAGUGUGUUUAUUAUGUUUGUUUGAGAAUCAUUAUACCAAGCUUACGUUUGAAGUUUCUUUAGCUAAAUUUUAUUACUACUCAGCUUAUGUACAUAAGGUAUGUAUUUUACAAACCCUGACGGUUUGACCCAACCAAAACUCACUCCUCAUUUUUAGUGUACUAUGGAGGAAAGAGGGGGGGGGGGGGGAGAAAUGGCUCCAAAGUGUUCAAAUCCUGAAGAUUUCAUGCCUAGUUGAUUAGGCGACAACCGUGGUUAUCGUGGCAACAACAAGCUCACUUCUUGUUUGAUCACUUACUGUAAUAUUUACUGAUCUCCUGCUGAAAAAUGAUGGUUGUAUUGUAGACCUAUUUUCCCUGAAACAGCUGUCAGUGCUAACCUCGACAAAUACAUCCCGUUUCCUGUAACGCCUUCACAAUAAAGCCACUCUGUGUUUCACCAGUUGAAUGCUUUUAAUGUGAAGCAGCAGUAGGAAAUGUUUUGAUGCUAGCAGCAACUUAAUACACCUCUGAUACUGUGUAAGGAGAAUCGAGAGUGAACAGUGAGGCUGAUAUCAAUAAAGGCAAUUUAAAUCUAGCGUGGAAAUGGCGGACUACUCCACAAACAGUGGAAACUAUAGAGAGCCUGCAUGAUAGGAGGAAAAUCUGCGCCGUACGAUAACCUUUAUCAACAUUGCGAUGGCGACAUGACUUGCGAUAAACAGUUAUUGAAGUAUGCAUAUUAGCUCUACGUUUCCUAUGUCAGCCUGGUUGUCUUUAAAUUCAGAACCGGAUUUGGAAUUGAAUAUUUUAAUUAAAACUAGGCUAAAUGUUUGUAGAGCAGCAACAGUAUUGUUUACAACAGCAAAGUCACGUUAACACUUUACUUAAAGGUAUCUACAUAAGAGUGACAUGACACUGUCAUGAACACGUGACACUGUCAUGACACAUGAACUCUAACUCUAACCUUAACCCUAACCAUAACUUGUCAUGACAAAAAACGAAUGACACUUAUUCAAAGAAGAGUUAUGUCAUAAACGUUUAUGACUUGUUUAUAAUGUUUAUGACACGUUCAUGACAGUGUCAUGUCACUCUUGUAUAGAUGCCUCCCUUCAAGUAAAGGGUAACCAAAGUCACUGUAUGUAAUCAUUGAAAUCUCACUGCAAACAAUCUAAAAAAUGUCAAUAAAAUAAAUAAUAUUCCGGACAUCAAAAUACUGAGUGAAGUUUAGAAAGAAUGAAGAUUUUCGAGAUUUAUUUGUCACGGACAGUAUCAGUCAGUAUUAGUCAUUCAUCCUGUCCUCUGUCCUCCCUCUCCUGAGGCACCAUCACCGCAUAUUAAUUAGCCAUGUGGGUUUAUCUGAAAGAGUAGGGGCUGGUUUGUCUCGGUCAGCAGCUAAGUUUACAAGAAUUUGCCAAAUUUUAAGAUACGUGGCAAACUAAGAUAAACGGACUUAAAACGGCUUUUGUUUUUGCUUGUCACAAUUCGCUAUUGUAAGACGUAACGGCAGUGGAUGAGAGACUGCGAGAGAGAUUAAUAUCUUGUUUUCUACAUGUUUUUGCUUGUUGAACAGGUGUGUUGAUAAAGUAAAGCUUUAGCUCAAGCUUCAGCUUGAGCUAUCUUCACUUUACUUCCCGGUCUCCUCUGCGGCCUCUCUGACCUGCUGCCCGCUGACUUAGCUCUGUGUGUGUUUGUGUGUGUUAGCCUAUGUGUGGAGGAGUUCGGCCCCGACGCAGAGGAGAGGCUGCAGCGUGAUGACAAAUCCUACAAUUUUUAGCCCCUGGGCCCGUUUAAUACAGGGUUUUGGUACUCCUCCAUAAAUAAAAAAAGUUUUUUCUUAUUCCCCUGCGUUUCAGGCAAUCUUUUGCUGUGUUUGCCGUGCAUGUUCAUAUUGCGAUGACGAUGAAAAUACGAUUUAUCGGUCAGCACUAAUCGAGAAGUCUUGACUGAAUGUAAAUACAUUGAAUUGUUAUUGCAGAAAAAAAAUAGCCAACAAUUUCAUGAAAAUUGUGAGGAUUAUACCUUUAAAUCUCAGCCCGAUCGUUUUCCCUCAGUCUGUGUAAAGUGUGUAUUCUCUUGGUACAGGUAUGUUAUGGGGCAGGAACCCUUCAUAUGGCCAAAAUGUAGACUUUGUUGCACUGCCCGUUUGCAGAAACGCUAGGUAGAUGCUGAUUUUUAAAAAGGAAAUAUAUACACUCCAAAUACAGUAAAUGGCGCGGUGAAUGUUGUUCUGUAGAUAGUACCGGUAUAUGUCCCCAUAAUGUAUCAUGCAAUCAACCAAUGGGAUGCGUUAUUUAAUUUUGUGUUACUAAUGUUUACUUGUGAUUCUAAUUAUUAAAGGACAUUUGCUUAAAGAACCCAUAUGUGUUAUCAACCUGUCAGCAGGUCUACAGAACAGUAUUUGCAUGCCGUAUUAAAGAGAGGAACAACUAAAUAUGGAGAGAAGUCUGGCAUAUCUGUCCUAGCGCUACUCUGCUUUGUGGAACAGUAAGAGGACCAGAAGGAAGCGGUCUGCUCGACAAAGGGAGACAUAAUACACCCCACUGUAAUCUUGUUUUUAACCACUUUUUAUUGGACAAAUUAAACAUGAACUUCUGAUGUUAAAUGAGUGCUAUUUUGUGUACUUGAAUUUGUCAUUGAAAUUUUGAACAAAUUGGAACUUUUAUGUGUAUGUGUUUUUAUGUGUGAGAUAUUAUUGCCACUAUUCAUUUCAGUCUUGUAAAGGUGUGUGUGUGUGUGUGUGUGUGUGUGUGUGUGUGUGUGUGUGUGUGUGUGUGUGUGUGUGUGUGUGUGUGUGUGUGUGUGUGUGUGUGUGUGUGUGUGUGUGUGUGUGUGUGCGCGUGUGCGUAUUUCUGUUGUUUUGAUUAGGCUAAUAUAAUAAUGACUGGUAUAAAUGUUUAUUUUAUCAUUCAUUUUGGUGAUGGUUGUAAUUUUUUACCCAACCUUUAUUAACAGCUUGUAGCAUUCACACUUUACUCUGAGCUGGCUGUGCUCCUUUUAUUGUUUAAACAUUUCUUUUAAAUAAAGGGUUAACUCUGAAAA
Messenger RNA from Perca fluviatilis (European perch), 4536 nucleotides. RefSeq names its product thioredoxin-related transmembrane protein 1 (gene tmx1). The record is from RefSeq and is a predicted model, not a curated record. The transcript has 8 exons. The coding region runs from base 172 to 1131 and encodes 319 amino acids. NCBI's taxonomy places the organism in Eukaryota, Metazoa, Chordata, Actinopteri, Perciformes, Percidae.